UUCUUUCUAAAAUCGUGAAACGGUCACACUUGUCUUAUAAGCGUCUCAAUUGACCCAAGCGUUUUCGCGGCACUGUGAAUAAAAUUGAAGUGAACAUACAACAUACAUAAGUGAAACCAAAAAUGAUCAAAAUGGCUGAAGAAGAAUGUGGAGAGGAUCCUCUAUAGAAACUUUUAAAAAAAAUGGAAAUUGAGGAAGUGCUUACAUUUCUAACAGCUGCAAAAGUAAACAUCGAGCAGCUAAAAUACAUGAACGCCGAUGACAUUAAGGAGGCAGUGCCUCCAUUAGGUCUGCGCAUAGGGUUUAGACAAAAACUCUUCAGAUGGAAGGAGUCUGAGGGUGGAGAUGAAGACCGAAUUGCGCCACUACCCUCUUUUGUCAAGCCAGACGUCAAGGCUCCCCUAAAGUUCAUUUUGAAUAAAAGUGGCAUGAAGAUUUUGGAACACGAAGAGACUCAUCUUUAUCUUCCCCAAGUGCUUCGGGACGAACAUAUUUCUAUUAUAAUAGAAGAGGCCAUGCUCGAACACAUUACGAAUAGCGUUCCAGAUUUCCAAGCCUUGCUAGAGGAAAUAUGUUUUGUUCUCCCAAGCCAGAUAAACGUUAAGGAUUACUAUUUUAUACCUCGAAUGGGUAGAGGCAAUCCUGCAGGAAAACUAUAUUCAAAAUAUAUGAACCGCCGCAGCCGCAUAUUAAAAAAGAAGAAAAGGUCUGUAGAACUUGUGAUCUCCGAAGAAGAUGAUGCAGACAUCUGCAAGGCAUACAAGCUCACGGUUAGCCGUACAUGUGACGAUUGAGAGAGUGUACGUGAUAUGUGGAAAAAGACAUACAAAAUACGACAGGAAGACGUCACGGCUCUGAACAACUCUGAUUUUUUGAAAGCUUGGAAUAAAUUUUCCCGUGCAAAGGCGUACGAGCUGAUUGAUAUUGAUUUCGACCGUAUGUAUCCUGCAAAAGGUUUUCAUUUGCUUUCAAAGUGGCAAGAAUUUCGGCAAAAAAAAUGUGUUACUACGAAGACAACAUCAUUAAUGAACAUUGCAAAGCCCAACUCUUGCUUGUUAAAAACUGCACCAACAUAGAUGCCCAGGACUUCAUAAUCGCCACAUUGCUGAAUGCUGUUUUGCCCUCAUCAGCCCGCUUCAAGAAUGAAGAUGGAAA
This is a messenger RNA of Drosophila suzukii, 1155 nucleotides long. The record is from RefSeq and is a predicted model, not a curated record. Lineage: Eukaryota; Metazoa; Arthropoda; Insecta; Diptera; Drosophilidae.